GCGCGGCUUUGAGGGGGUUCACAAUGCCUCGAAAACAGACUCGCGAACAUGAGCCCGCGCCCGAACAAGUGCAGCAGGAUUAUAUGCGCAAAUCUGUUGUGCACCAUUACAUUGUUGUCGGCCAGAAGGUCGACAACAGGGUGGUUAAUAUGCUACGGUGCACCUUCUGCAAUAAGGUGUUUCAGGGAACUGAAUUCUACGCAACGAAACACUUCACCCAGCAGAAUUAUUGCAAGAAGGUGUCCAAUGAUGCGUUGUAUCAGAUUGUGCAGAAAUGCACACACCGCUUCGAGGCCGAUCAGGCAGAGAGGGUGUGGCGUUUCGCACACGAGCGUGGUCUCGAUGUCCCGCGGUCAGGUGCGAUGGGUGGCGAGGCGGAGCGUCCUGCACAGGGCGUGGGCGAGGGAGAGGAUACCGAGCGUUAUGCGGAGGGAGGUGCUGCGAGAUAUGGGGAGGGUGCGGGUGCCGCGGAGGAGGAGGAGGCACACGUUGACCUUGAGGUUGGCGUUGCCGAGGGGGAGCGGACACCGAGGGGAGAGGGAGGCGUGCCGAAGUUCGAUCCGACGGCUCAUCAGAGGGCGGUGGACUGGGAGCGGAGCGGGAUUGCCUUCAAUGCCUUCCGCAACACGCCGUACCGGGUCCUCCAGCAGGUUGCUCUUCGGCAACCUGGUGGAGCACCUCUUCCCGUGCUUCCAUCCCACAGCGAGAUCGCAGACAUGCGAACUGUGGAGAUCCACCGCGAGCAGUUGGUGGAGGAGUUGGAGGAGGUUAGGCAGCCAUUAUGGGUGAGUGGCGCCACCCUCCUCUCUGACGGGAGGAAGUCACGAGAUGGGCGACCGAUCGUGAACUUCCUCGCAGCUGGGUCUCGAGGGGUCGUCAUGUACACGACGAUCAACCGAGAGGGGGAGCCGGACGAUGCGGUGCACGUCCUGCAGAGCUGGGUCGCCAUCUUUCAUGAUUUCAGAUUCGGUGGCCCACAGCGGGUCAAUGCUAUAUGCACUGACUCUGCCUCUGCAUACGUGGGGGCUGCGAGGGCUUUGGCCUUGCCAUCUAUGCCCCCUGAGCUGAGGAGGAUUACUUGGCUCCCGUGUUGCGUUCAUGUUUGCAACAAGUUGUUGUCAGACAUUGGCACGAUCUGCACCUCUUUCGUGGACACGAUCACGUGUGCCCGAGUUCUGGUGGUGUUUUUCAAAACCCACCAGGCCGCUCUCAGCUUCUUUCGGAAGCGGAGCGUGGCGUUGGGGUUCGUGCUUUCAUGCGAGACGCCCUUUGCGUCCGUGUACUCCAUGUUGGAGAGGUUGCUCGCUUUGCAGGAUCGUUUGCAGGGCAUGAUGACAGCGGAGGACGGUCGGGCAUGGGCUAGGAUCCUGUGGUCCCCCAACGUUUGCGACAUGGCGCGUUGGGUGCGCCGACAGAUCAGGUGGUCCCCUUGGUGGGAGAGGAUGCGUGCCAUCAAGCACGUCAUGGAUCCUGUCAUGGACUUACUAAGGCGGAUGGACCGUGGCGGGCAGUUCAUGUCCCUCGUUGUAGAGUGGACUCGGGAUCUUGCACGCCUUGUGCGGGACGCUUGCAUUCCUCUUGGCCAGUCCUUUUCUGACCGUUGUGGAUACGUCCUCCCUUGGCAGCGAGACAAGGGCAUGCUUGACACGCAGGCGGGAUUGGACGUGGAGCCUAUGCGCUCGGGGAUGAGGAGUGGGAUGACGGAGGAGGAGAUCGAGGAGCAGGCUGCCCUCAUUGCGCGCAAUCCCAUUGGGUGUUCUGCGCCGCCCCCUGUUGAGUCUGUUUUCGGUGCUCGUGCGACUAUCUUCUGCCCAUACCCCAGGGACGAUGACUCUGCGGACGAGAGGGAGUCGGAAACAGCGGACGACCCGAUGCUUCCCAUCCCGCGUGAGAUUGAUGAGUUGCACGAGGGGGGCGACAUGCGUGACGAGAGGACGCACACCGCGCGGAGGGCGGCAGACCAGCGAGAUAUAGAUAUGAUAGGGGGCGAGGAGUCUUGGGGAUCUUUCGGGGGCACGGAGGAGAGAUCACCCACUGCCGCGCGGGAGGAUACGCGUCCUUGCAUGACCUUGCGGGAGGAGACGCCUGCUCCCAUGACUGCGAGUGAGGAGCCGGGUCCUGUCACGACAGUGCGGGAGUGGACGACUAUUUCGUCGACCGCGCAGGAGCAGACGCCUGCUCCCACGACCACGCGAGAGCAGACGAGUAUUCCCGCUACGCAUUUCGGACCCUCGUCCCUGUCGCCUCUUUCGCGUCAUUCUAUCCCAGGAUUCCCAGCAUCCGCUCCGCCCGCUCCCGUUCGGCAUGACGAGCGCUCACCUGCACCGGUUGGGAGGGAGGACUUGGGAUCCUCGUUGCGCAGCCGCGAGCAUGGAUCAUUGUUUAUCGUAGCCCGUCAGCUCGUUUUGGACCCGGGUGCAUCGAGCGACUUAGGGGAGAUGGGUGUUCAUAGCGGGCCACCACCGGUGGAGGAGAGGGAGAGACGAGCGGAGGAGCACGGAGCUGCCGAAGCGGGCGGAGUUGAGGGUAUUCGGGGUAUGGAGGAGAAGGUAGCUGGAGUAGUGGGGGGCGUGGUGGAGGUAGAUGAUGAUGCGCACGUCGAGAGAGAGGAGGGCGUGCUGCCAUCGGAGGUUGAGAGAGAGGACGAUGUGGUGACGAUGCAGGAGGCGACGAUGAGGGACGAUGAGGGAGAGGAGGUUGCGGCAGGGGUAGACGAGAGCGUGGCUGGGGUAGAUGAUGGUGCUGCCCAGGUUGAGAUGGAGGAGGAUGUGGUGAGGGCAGAUGCUGCUAUGUUGGUUGGGGGAGAGGAGGGUGUGGUAGGGGGGGACGUCGCCCAUGUUACAGGAGAGGGAGGCGCCCACGUUGACCCGAUCGUCCAGCGUUUCGUUGAUGACGAGACGGGUCCCGCACUAGCGGGUUUGACCCCGGGCACGAGGAGGGCACUGGGGGCGUCGCCAUCAGGACAGAGGGGGGCGUCAGGGCUGGGGAUGGGGGAUUUCAUGGACAUGUCUUUGGGGGAUCCGCCCACCCCUGCUCACGCAGAGAGAGAGGAUGUGGCGCGUGCCCUAGCGGUCGUUGGGUACUCCACACAGGAGAUUGAGUACGCAUUUGCAGGACGCUCCAGGAGAGAGACAGACUCGCUUCAGCAGGGGUGCGAGGAGGUAGUAGAACAGGCACAGGAGGAGCGUGAGGAUGCACCCCCUGCGGAUAUCCACGGAGGUAGUAGUUCGUUGGUACCGUUCACGGGCUUGCAGAUGACGACGACGAUGCGGCCAGUUCGACCGUGUGUGCAGGGGUCAGGUUCUAGGGAGGAGGCAUUUGUUCAGGUACCACCGGUCAUAGUCGUAGAUUUAGGAUCUGAGGCAGUUCUUCAUACAACGGUUACUGGGCGGCGAGCACCUCAGGAUACAGCUCGCCCAUUGGAUUUCGCGGAGCUCGCACGGGCUGCUGUGCGUGACGUGACGAGGCGGGAGAACACCGACCCUAGCAGACCACUUAUGUCGCCUCCUCCUCCGAGAUCACGUCACAGCGAUUCCCCCUCGACACCAGUCGGUCGGCCCCCCCAUUCACCAUCCACGCCCACCAGACCCAGGGUUCGUGACACGACGGCCGUAGGGAGCCUCCCUCUUGACACGUCGCUAUUCGGGAGGACGGAUAUCGACCUGGAGUCCGUACGUCGGGUCACAGUGCACACUGCACGACAGCAGCCAGGUUUGGGUGGGGCUGACACCGGGAGGGGUGCGCCGAGGGAGGUCAUGGUGGCAGUAUCUCAGCCGCGAGAUGUUCGCGGGGUUGGACAGGCCGGGUGUACCUUGCAGGCUGCUUUGGCAGCACCAGCACAUGCUGUGCGUGAGCAGACAUCGCGCAGGAGCGGAGUCGCUCGUACGAGUUUCAUGCCUCAGAUGAUGCCUGCCACGGGGGAUGACGCGUUGGAGGAGUCUUCUGGAGCCGAGGGGUUGGAGAUGCCGCGCGGUUCUCGUCGUGAGAAGACAGUCGCAGAGGUGACUCAGGUGAGUGCUAGGCUUGUUCGGGCGAGGACAAGGGAUGCCCAUGUGACCGUGGUGGAGGACGAUCCCGAGACGGAGCCUGCACGUGAGGAGGCCCCAUAGGAGGGUGACGAGUACAGUGACAACGAGGAGCGUGAGGAGGAGGAGAGCGACAACGGGGAUGAUGACAGCUACCACGACGACG
Chara braunii is the source of this 4191-nucleotide messenger RNA. The record is from the annotation of a GenBank genome assembly. Lineage: Eukaryota; Viridiplantae; Streptophyta; Charophyceae; Charales; Characeae.